Molecule: messenger RNA, 2244 nt
Organism: Capronia epimyces CBS 606.96
Lineage: Eukaryota; Fungi; Ascomycota; Eurotiomycetes; Chaetothyriales; Herpotrichiellaceae
Exons: 1
Coding region: 1-2244 (747 amino acids)
Molecular function (GO): acyltransferase activity, transferring groups other than amino-acyl groups
Source: RefSeq, a predicted model, not a curated record
AUGUCGAAGGCGUCUCGACGUGAGCUAUGCCGAAACCUGCUCUCGGAGUGGUCGGAUAAAGGACAAAAUACCGCGAUCCAUUUCGACGGAACUUACUGGCAGGCAGUCCAUAGCCAUAGCCCUAGCCCAAAUCACGACGGAGAUGAGUUACCAAAUCAGACCAGAACAUCCCUCGAGAGUGGCGAUGACGAUGCUGGAGCCCCCAACGAAGAUAACUCACCCGAGAACGUAGACGUUGGUACAGAAGAGACUGGGAAGCGCAUCGAUGCAGAAGAGAAACAAGAAGCCGAUAGUAUACUGAUCGGCGAGGAUAGUGAACCGGGCGAAUAUGAUGAAGAAGGCGAAAGCAACGGCGAUGAUGAAACUGACCAAGAUGUCGAAGAUGACGAAGACGAAGACGAAGACGAAGACGAAGACGAAGACGAAGACGAAGACGAAGACGAAGACGAAGAUGAAGAAGAGGAUGACGACGAGGACGAAGACGAAGACGAAGAUGACGAAGAGGAUGACGACGAGAACGAAGAUUGCUCUGAGUACGAUGAUGAUUACGAUUUUGAUUUCGAGUUCGAAUGGCUAGAACCAAUCGAUAUUACAAUAACUUCCACAGCAAACAUGGACGGAUGCGGCAAGCCAAAGACGAUUGCACACUGCCAGGCCAAGUUGAUCAGAAGAGACCAAAUGCGCGAUGAUUUCUAUGAGGAGAUGGAGCAACCUUCAAUUGAGACUUCAAAGUUAGCGUUUGACCUGUUCGACCGGUACGGUCGACUCAGACCCGAGUUCACAACUCACCCAAUCAUCAAAGGAAAUGGGAUCUGGGACCAGGAACUGGACCAAGGAGAUAUACUGCUCAUUGAAAAGAUAAUUGUCAACCCAGAUUAUCGCAGGCAAGGACUUGGUCGAAGGAUGGUAGGAUCAUUGUUGACUCUCGCCCAGCUGGAGACGUGGUCAUUCUUCGCUUUUGUUUGGCCUUCCAUGCUGAGAAUUGACGACAUUGAGUCCGAGUGGAACAGCUUACAAGAUGAUGCGGCAAGAAAUCGAAUGGAGAAGCGUGAAUCCGACCGAGCUGUCGUGUUCUACAGGUCUCUAGGAUUCCGCAGAGUAGCAUCCACGGACUGGUUCGCUAUGGCUUCCAACGAUGAUCACCCCUCACACCAGCUUGCUUCAACAGAGGAUUACAAUCCGCCAGAGGCACCUUCCUCCGCUCUCGAUCCCCUCUUGGGCCCGUUUCAGCAGAUUGGCGACCGUGCUUUGUCCGGGGUCGAAUACCCUGACUUCCUCGGCGUGCUUGACAAUUGUAUGCAGCAGAAGGGGUCGGUUGAUGCGUGCUGGACAAUUCAGGACAAGAAUGGAAAUACAGUCCUUCACCUUGCUGCGUCAAUAUUUAGCGCUGCUUGCGUCGAGUGGAUAUUGAAACAAGACUUCGGAACUCGGCUGCUUCAAUUGCGCAACCAUCGAGGCGAAACCCCUCUCGAAUUACUCGAAUUCAUACUCGAAAAACUUCGCACGCAGAAACGUAUCAACGCAUUCACUGCUCAUGUCUCGGACCGAUUCAUGGGACACAAUGAUAGCGCCGUGGACUGUUUGAUCUUGCUCAAAGGACUGGGCUCGGUGGAAUCUGUUGUGAGGUCCCAGGGUCGAGACGCACUCCAGCGGAUCGCGGGAGGAUGCACGUGCGGCCAGUGUCUGGGCGGGUUUCUGAGUCCGAGAGUGUCGCACGCUCUCGUAUGUCAGGCCCAGCUGGGAUACGACAGAUAUAAUGAUGACAUCGACCUGUGCUUAGAUCCAAAGAUGGUUGUACAUGAGGAUGACCUCGGUUACCUACCUUCAAGAGUGCUCGACAAUCUCCGGACGAACAAGUCCAUGCGUCAGGGGUUUGUCAACCUCUGGCAGUACAUUGGGACCUGCCUGGAAGCUGGAAAGGUGCCUCAUAAAGCCAAUGUGUUGGACGUGGUUCAUGAAUGGCCACCUGUAACAAAAAACUUUCUGCAGAGGGGAGGCACCGUGGAAUCAGUGUUUCUGGCGAUAUGUCGAAGGGCCAUGUCAGCGGAUGAGUGGAUGGGAGACGGACAACAUCAGGAAUUGUUCGGCGACGAGAUUUCAAAGCUACCUGAGUGUAGGAAUGACGGUGAAUUCGGCUUUGUGAGUGGCAUGUGCGGUUACAGGCGCAUUUCUCUGAGACCUACUAUAGACGGGAUGGGCAAUACUCUCGACGAGGAGGGAAACAUGGUCGAUUCGUUGUUAUAG